AUGAAUGAACCGGCAAAAGCGUCCAAAAAGGACGGCCAAGAUGACGGCUUCUCCGUCACGUCCACCAGUGAGGAAAACGAGGAAGCCGACGACAUCUUCAACUUUGUCGGGAUUCUUGCAGAGAGGCAGGUCGGUGGAGCGACCAUGUAUCUGGUCGAAUGGGAGGACUAUCCGCUGUCAAAGGCAACAUGGGAGCCCCGUGAACACUUCGACCCCGGAACUUUCUCCAAGUGGGGAGAGUUCAAAAAGGAAAGCGGCAGAAGAACAGCGCCCGAUUUCAAAAUAGCCGAUUGGAAGAAGGCCAUUCAUGACGAGGUCACAUUGAAGCGUACGCGACACGAGGCGCGCAAUGCCAAAAGAAUUUCACAGGGUCGACAGCCGACAGCCUUCCGAAACUUUGGGGCGGACUAUCUGGAGGUUAUAGAGGAGUCGCUCGAAGACUUUGAGGAACCUGAUAAUGAGAUGACCGUUCCCCCAGAGUCAGUCUCGUGCAACAGGCUCAAGACUGCCGGCUCCGCGUCCGCCUGGUUCCUCAGGCAAACAAAUACCAGCGGCUCAGACGCUGCCAAUAAAUCAGCCACGCAGGCCAAGUGUCGCGCACGCACCAUCUUGGAUGCCGUGUCAGACAUAAACAAGGAGCCCAAGAUGCUCAAGCUUCGUCACCAGAACAUUGUGCAGAAGCGGCUUCGGGACAGGGAGGGCCUUGUUGCACCCGCUCUUCCGCCGAAUCGGCUCGUUGCCUUAGGCAACAGUACGUCCAGCCUUGUGCGUUCGAAUUCUACCGCAGGCCUUGGGCUUGACACCGUGGCCAACGCCGAUGACGAUGAUGACCUUUGGGAUGAUCGUGAAUCAUCAGACCUGGAGAUGACUACUGAUCUUCCCCAGAACCCGAAGCCUGCUGAUGCGGUGCCGACUCAGCCGGGUACUGAAUCUCUCGAUCCGUCAGAAAACCAAACGGUAGAGAACAAGAAGAAACGGAAGCGGUCGGUUCGUUGGGACGACACGGUCACCGUCGUGGAGGUCUCGGAUGCUCGUGAGGAAGAUCUGCUCUUCGGCCAAGACCCUCUGCUUCGAGAGACAGUGCAGUCCAGCGGUUGCCCAAAAGGCCCAGAGACACAGUCAAUUUCCAUACCAUGCCAGAUUGGCGCUGGAGAAGCAGAUCUGACGAUUUUGACAUUCUCUGGGUUGCCCGGCCACCAGAGUCUCCCGUGGCUUCAGCAUUUCAGCAACCAGACUCGAAUGAUCUUCACCCAUACGUGCACAGCACGGGACUUCGGCACACAGACUGAAUUGCAAGAGAGGCAUCUGUGUCGAGGCUUCAUCUCCAACGCGACAGGUGAAGAGAGAUUUGAAAAAAUUGCUCGUCGACUCAGGUCUGGGCUCUUGGGCCUGCUCUGCCACAACGGUGAAUAUUGUGUCUUCGUCUUCCCGGCAGAAGGCGAAGGCGAGCCUUGUGAACCCAAGAAAGACACUGGCGUCUCGCCCGGCUGCCUGCUCAACUACUCCGUCAUCAGGCCUAGCGUCUUUCUUGAACCGUCCAUGCUUGCUCCCUUGACUUGCGCAAACUCGCGAGUUGGGUCUGAGGCAGGCCCAAUGCGAGAUGUGCCAGUUUUCGACAUGUUCUUCGAGCUCGAGUAUGACCAGCUGCUGCCCCCGUCCGCUCGACGCGAAAACAGACACAAUUUCUUUCUUGCAUUCCCUCCGUCCGCUCGGCAGGAAACAAACCUUAUUUCCCAGUGGUUGCGCUACUUUGACGCCGACUGCAACAUCAAAAGCAGCUUGCAUCCAGGCAGCUGGUCAAGCUUCCUUAAGUAUGAUCAUGGUACCCUGAUACUGCACGAAGAUGCCAUCUGGGCCGUCCGCCUAUUCCCAAACUUUGCGAACCUGCUUCGCGCUCCAAGCGGGACCUUCAAGUUUUUUCUCUUCAAGGGAGCAGAUCCCCUGCCGCACGUGCCUCCAUCCCGGGAUUCCUUGUGCCUGAGCAGCGGCGCCAGCAAACAGUUAUCCCCUAUUUUCCGCCCGGGAACGGCUUUUCUGGUGACGCCGAGCUUCCUUCUGUCGCAACCAGAACAGGCCUACGUAUUCGUCAAGUGGUUUUGGCAAAACUACUCACGGAGCAGCCAAACAUAUCGCCGAGGCAAGCUAGUCGUGUUCUCUGACAUUGAAGAAUGGACACUUCACUUAGCCCUUGAAACGUGGCGCAAAAACGACGAGAGAAGAGGCACCGACGAGGAGAUGCAUCGUCAUGGAUCGAGCCCGAGGUCGGCUGAAAUGGGGUUCAAGACGUGGAGCCUCUUGAGAAGUCUUGUCGCAGAUUCAACCGACGAGGAUGAUGGCCUUGUUGUGUUUGCACCCAACACUAUAAAUGGCAGCGACGAGCAAAGCUUGGUCAACUGGUUCGGCUGGUGGGCCAUCAUCAACAUGGACCAGUUUCGAAAGUUCUCUGUCAUCGGCUCCAGCAAUCAACACCCGUCUCGCCUGGCCGUGUGUGUCCCAUUGCCAAACUACCACGAAGCCGCCACGACGGCGUCUCAAGCAGCACCUGGAAAACAAACUGAUCUCGCAAUCCAUCAGAAUCAAGGCUCAGCGUGGCAGGUUGUAUACAACGACAGCGGGGUCACUUUGGCCCACUACAUAAAUCAGGUUGAGGAAGCGAUUCGCAGCGAGGGGUUCCGCCCGCUGGCCUUGUUCAAAUCCGCCGUCUCUUACUGGGACCCGGACAUGGCCUUUCACUUCAAAGAUUACACUUCGGCGUCCAAGUCAUUUAGGAGAUGGCUUGCCGUUUUCGCCGAGAACAUGAAUGUUGAGGAGAGCAGAUGGGGAUCGCGAGGCAUCGUCAACUCCUACGCCGGGUUUUUCUACACGAUCGAAGGCGCAUGGGAUCGCGCCAUGUAUCCCCAGGGCGUCAAGCCCACUCGUCGCCCAUGGGUCGCCAUCUUGCGUCCGACGAACCCGCACUGGAGGCCGUGGAGCGCCACGGAGCUAUUCAUAUGGGAUUGCAAAGCCUGGGCUCAGUAUCCCGGAGACUCGGCGGUGCAUCUGAAGGACCUCAUUUGCGCACAACGCGAGCUCAUCAAGCUUAUACAGGAGGAGAGCCAAACAACAUUUGAGCUCCCCCUCCAGCGGGUUUGGCUCGGCGGCUCCACGGCCGAUUGUGAUGGAGACCGCUUCUCGGAGCCACUCGACAUUGUCCUCAACUGGCUGGCAAAUCUUCCUCGCAACAUCAAGGAUCUGGUGCCCGCGCCAGAAAAUAAGAUACCUGAGAGAAAUUGGAAGGUGGUGCAUCCAGGGCAGGCUCUGGGCAAACCGGCAGAUUCGACGGCUCCAAGUCCGAUGGAUGUGGACUCGCCAGGGAGCGAGGUGGCAGGCCCGAAGUCGAUGAUAUUUCAUCCGCCGCGCGUGGAUGGCGAAACCCGGCGCUCCGAGUGCCGGAACAGGCUGUACAAUUGGGCGGAGAGAAUGCGGAAGCUGAGCAAGUCAGACUCGAUGGCGGAGUUUACCUUUGAGCCAACCAUGAGGUGGUACAACGAACAAGUGCAAAAGGGACAAGGCCUCCACCAUCUUGAUGUCUCACCCUGGAAGGCGACUUUUACUCGUCAUAAGAUCCCUGACCCUAAGGACGUCCCGGAUCAAGGGUAG
Molecule: messenger RNA, 3639 nt
Organism: Hirsutella rhossiliensis
Lineage: Eukaryota; Fungi; Ascomycota; Sordariomycetes; Hypocreales; Ophiocordycipitaceae
Product: putative chromatin binding protein
Exons: 4
Coding region: 1-3639 (1212 amino acids)
Source: RefSeq, a predicted model, not a curated record